Molecule: messenger RNA, 1515 nt
Organism: Nematostella vectensis (starlet sea anemone)
Lineage: Eukaryota; Metazoa; Cnidaria; Anthozoa; Actiniaria; Edwardsiidae
Product: tRNA methyltransferase 10 homolog A
Exons: 2
Coding region: 231-1340 (369 amino acids)
Biological process (GO): tRNA N1-guanine methylation
Cellular component (GO): nucleus; nucleoplasm
Molecular function (GO): tRNA binding
Source: RefSeq, a predicted model, not a curated record
CUAUCUCGCAUGGCAUUAUGGGGGCACAGGGAUACCGUGUUCCGAGUUGAUUCAAAAUGGCAGACACGUAAAUUUAUGUUCAAAUCUAUCUAACAAUUUUUCCUAGCCAUGAUCGCUGAAUUGAUAAUAUGAUUCAUUUUUUCAAAGUCUAGUGUACUCAAAAUUGCGGUGUUUGAACCAAAUUUGUUUUGUUUGCAAGUUUGUAGUGUGAAGAAGAGUGAAAGUUUAAGAUGUCUGCUGAAGAAUUCAUACAAUCACAUGUGCCAGACAGUGGAAAUGAAAGCGGAAACAAAGACCAACCUAAUCCAACUAAGGAAAUUACAAAAGACUUUAAAGAAACGAAGAAAGAGGAAGACAAAAAUGUGGUUCCAACUAAAGGAUUUGCUGAUCUUGCUUCUCUAUCCAAGAACCAACGAAAGAAACUCUUGAAACGUCAAAAAUAUUUAGAAGAAAAAAAAGAUAGAAAGCUGAAGAAGAAGGAAAAACAAAAAGAAAAGAAACUAAAGAGACAACUUGAAGGUGGAGACACAGAUCCUCAAGGACCAAUAAAGAAGUUCAAAAGCAUGGACAGCGAGGACGCAUUACCCAUAAGGAUAGUUAUUGAUCUAAACUUUGACGAUCUAAUGUCUGAUCGAGAUAUGCUGAAACUGAUGAAACAAGUACAGAGAUGCUAUGCUGUAAACAGGCGUGCAGAUCAUCCUGUCCAGAUGUACCUCACAAGUUUUGAAGGAAAAUCGAGAUCACGGCUGGAUCACAUUGGCUGUCAUUAUGAUCGCUGGGAUGUCAACAUCAAAUCAGAACAUCUGACUAAAGUUUUCCCAAAGGAAGAUAUAAUUUACCUGACAUCGGACUCACCCAAUAUGCUUACUGAACUUGACAUGUCCAAAGUGUAUGUGAUAGGGGGUCUUGUUGACCAUAAUCAUCACAAGGGAUAUUGCUAUGAUCAAGCAGUUAAGCAAGGGUUCCAACACGCCCAGUUACCAAUUGGGGAAUUCAUCAAGAUUGCGACUAGAAAGGUGUUGACCGUAAACCAUGUUUUUGAAAUUCUUGUACGUUAUUGUGAAAGCAAAGAUUGGAAGGAAGCAUUCUUUCAUGUGAUGCCGCAGAGAAAAAUAGUUCCCAAGGUCAGGAGGCGGGGCAAAAGGGCUGAGAGAGAUGGUGCUGCCAACAGCACUGAUGGUGAUAAAAAUGAUGACAAUUGUGAUGAUGUAACAAAAGAUGACAAUGGCGGUGAUGUAACGAAUGAUGACGAUGAUUUCACAAAUGAUGACAAUGGCGAUGAUUUCACAAAUGAUGACAAUGAUGAUUAUUCAGAUGAUGGCAAUGGCGAUGAUGGCUAAUGGAUCCAGGAUUUCUUUAGUCAGAGUACACCAUCAUGAAAACAUUUAGAGAUAUGAAGGCUGGUAAAUUUGUGUGUUAUCCUUGAGGUUUUAUCUCAAGGAUGGUUCUAGGAUGCCAAGAGCAUGCACCAUCCCAUAAUAUAUAACAUAAUAUAUAUAUAUAUAUAUAUAUAUA